Telopea speciosissima is the source of this 1127-nucleotide messenger RNA. Its product is annotated as SPX domain-containing protein 1-like. Bases 18 to 884 code for a protein of 288 amino acids. The transcript has 4 exons. Lineage: Eukaryota; Viridiplantae; Streptophyta; Magnoliopsida; Proteales; Proteaceae. Gene Ontology annotation, biological process: cellular response to phosphate starvation. The record is from RefSeq and is a predicted model, not a curated record.
GAGAGAGAGAGAGAGAGAUGAGAGAGAUGAAAUUCGGUAAGAGCUUGAGUAAUCAGAUCGAGGAGACUCUGCCCGAAUGGAGAGAUAAGUUUCUUUCUUAUAAAGACUUGAAGAAGAAGCUUAAGCUUAUUGACCCCAAAACAGAGGAGAGACGUUGUAAGCGUCCGAGGUUGGUUGCAGAGGAUGGUGUUGAAACUGGAGAUUUGGAUAGGAUUGCGAUGACCAGAGAAGAGAAGGAAUUUAUUCGAUUGUUAGAAGAUGAGCUCGAAAAGUUCAAUGCCUUCUUCGUCGAGAAGGAAGAAGAAUACAUCAUCAGAUUAAAGGAGUUACAGGAUAGAGUGGCAAAAGCAAGAGAUUCUGACGAAGAGAUGAUUAAAGUGCGGAGGGAAAUUGUGGAUUUCCACGGAGAGAUGGUUCUGUUGGAGAAUUACAGCGCUCUUAACUACACAGGUUUGGUGAAGAUACUGAAGAAGUAUGACAAGCGAACUGGUGCUCUCAUUCGGUUGCCCUUCAUCCAGAGAGUAUUGCAGCAACCAUUCUUCACUACAGACGUGAUCUACAAGCUUGUAAAAGAGUGUGAGACUAUGCUUGAUAGCCUCUUCCCUAAGAAAGAACCAUUUGUACCUGAAGGAGAUGGGAAUGAAGGGUGUGAUACUAAGCCUGUGACCACGAAGGAUGGGCUGCUGAUCAGGCCCAAGGAGCUCGCAGAAAUAGAGUACAUGGAGAGCUUGUAUAUGAAGAGCAGCAUCUCUGCACUUCGGGUCCUAGAGCAGAUCAGAAGCAAAAGUUCAACUGUAAGCGUAUUUUCUUUGCCACCACUUCAGGAUAAUGGUCUGGAAGAGCCCUGGAAUAAAGUCCCUGUUUUGGAACAAGUAGCAAAGUAGAUGCGGUUUGUUAGAUAUUGCUCAGUGUGGGGGACAUAGGAGUCAUGGAUUGAAUGAGCCAGAGGUCCCUCAGACUGGAUAGCUUUGGAUUUUCUUUCUUCCUUUCUGAUACGUUUUACACUUUAAUUUACAUGUAAUAGAUAGUAGAUACUAACUAACACAGUUGUAAUUUGUAUAAUGCACAAUUACCAGCUCGACUGAACUCUCAAUCUCAAUACUAAAAAGGUGGUGAGAGUUGCAAUU